Messenger RNA from Haemonchus placei, 273 nucleotides. Lineage: Eukaryota; Metazoa; Nematoda; Chromadorea; Rhabditida; Trichostrongylidae. The record is from the annotation of a GenBank genome assembly.
AUGAUGUGGUCUGCUUCAUUAUGGAACUGUUCACCGGUUACUCCCAUGUCCUCGCAAACGAGAGGACUUCUCGAACUGCGAGUUACCAUGGGUGGUGUGGGUCGACAUGAUGAACUCGGGCAGCUUUUCACCCUGCUCAUAACAUCCCAUUCCGUGAGUCCCGAUGUGGAGCAUUUCAGCCGUUCAUCUGAGGCCAAUCUUGACGUCGAAAUCACCGACGAUGACCUUGAAAAAGUAUGGAAUUCCCUGCAGAACCUCCCCAAAUCCUUAUGA